Messenger RNA from Cyanidioschyzon merolae strain 10D, 1398 nucleotides. RefSeq names its product anthranilate phosphoribosyltransferase. Gene Ontology annotation, molecular function: anthranilate phosphoribosyltransferase activity. Gene Ontology annotation, cellular component: cytosol. Lineage: Eukaryota; Rhodophyta; Bangiophyceae; Cyanidiales; Cyanidiaceae. The record is from RefSeq and is a predicted model, not a curated record. Bases 1 to 1398 code for a protein of 465 amino acids. Gene Ontology annotation, biological process: L-tryptophan biosynthetic process. The transcript has a single exon.
AUGCAGGGCACACGGUCAUUAGAGCCAUGGGACAGUGAUAAGCUCGCUUUUCUGCACCGACCUUUCCUGUCGGCUCGGCGGCGGCUGCGUUUGCAGUGCGCUCUGAACGAAACCGUACGUGUUCAGGUUCCUCGCGGAAACGGCACACUUGGUGUUACAACUCAUAGCGCUAAGUUUGCGCUGCAGACGGCUACUGGACCGGUCGAGAUCAGUCCAGGGUCUAGAGGUCGAGACGGUUUUCCGGUCUGGGGGUUCAGUGCUGCAGUUGUCGCUGCAGGACUCGCUUCGACCUGGCUCUAUCGCUACGUUGGCGAACGCUAUAGCUUUCCGCUGCUCACAGGCACCCUGCAGGAACUUCCUGCAGCGGGCGAUCGUCUUCUGCGUCUGGUCGAGCGCUUGAUAGCUGCCGAGCAUGAACUCUCUUUCGAUGAAGCAGCGGAUGCGAUGCACUGCAUGCUGGAAACGGUUGGUGAACAUCCAGCUCGCGUCGCUGCGUUUCUGGUGCUACUACGACGAAAUGGUGCUGAAACUGGCCAAGUACUCGCCGGUAUGGCGGCAGCGCUUCUGGAAAGAGCGGUCCUCGUGUCGACGGGCGAUCUAGCCACUUUGGACAUCGUCGGCACCGGUGGUGACGGGUCCAAUACUGUGAAUAUAUCGACUGCAGCAGCGAUCGUUGCGGCUGCUUGCGGAGCACGUGUUGCCAAGCACGGUAAUCGCUCUGCCUCUUCAAAAUGCGGUUCAGCUGACGUACUCGAAGCGCUUGGCGUUGCAAUCGAUCUGGGACCUGAGCAAGUUGCUCGCUGCAUCGCCGAGACUGGUAUUAGCUUUCUGAUGGCGCCGCGUUUUCAUCCACAGUUGGCAACAGUGGCACCACUACGGCGAUCGCUGCGAGUGCGCACAGUUUUCAACAACCUAGGGCCACUGCUAAACCCGGCCCGAAGCCGCUAUCAAGUCAUUGGGGUUGCAGCACCGGAGCUCAUGGAGCCCAUGGCUGAGGCUGUGGCUCGCCUCGGAACCGAGCGCUCCUGGAUUGUGCACUGUGCAGGUCUGGAUGAAAUGGCGCCGAUCGGUGCGACAGAGGUCAUCGAAGUACGAAAAGACGUGCCUCCAUGCCGGUUCCGAGUCGAGCCCGAAACACUAGGCAUGCCUCUGUGUACCGUAGAGGAUCUCGUUGGUGACGAUUGUGCAGCCAAUGCGGCGACGAUCACGAGUAUUUUGCAAGGCGCACCAGGCCCCAUUAGCAAUGCGAUCAUUAUGAAUGCCGGAGCAGGGCUUGUCGUGUACGGUCUCGCGGAGACGCUACAGGAUGCCUGUGACAUGGCAGCGAACGCGCUGAUGAGUGGCGCGGCGUGGGAGACACUGGAAAAGUGGAAGUCCUUGAGCCGGCAGCUUCAAUAA